AUGGCAGAGGUGAUAGCCAACGGCGGGGUCCAUGGCCCGCAGCUAUUUCUCGAUGUGGAAGACAAGACCGCCGAAGCAUUAACCACAUAUCACGACCUUCCCGCAUGUACGUACCAGACGAAAACAACAGGAUGCGCAAGUAACCGCAAGCGAGGGCCCGAGUUUAUGACGUGUGACUGUGAGGAGAACUGGGACCCGGACACGGAAACGAACUUGGCCUGUGGCGACGAUUCCAACUGCAUAAAUAGAAUCACUUCGAUUGAAUGUGUCAAUCGACAUUGUGGUUGUGGCGAAGAUUGUCAAAACCAGAGGUUCCAAAAGCGGCAGUAUGCUGAUGUCUCGGUGUUCCAGACAGAGUUGAAAGGUUACGGCUUGAAAGCCAACUCUGAGAUCAAGGAGGGCCAGUUUAUUUAUGAGUAUAUUGGCGAAGUGAUUGACGAAGCUACGUUUCGUAAAAAGAUGAUUGAGUACGACUUGAAGCGGUAUAAGCAUUUCUACUUUAUGAUGUUGAAGAAUGAUGCUUUUAUUGACGCGACGGAGAAAGGUUCGCUUGCCAGGUUUGUCAACCACUCGUGCAGCCCCAACGCGUUUGUCGACAAGUGGAACGUUGGCGAUAGACUUCGUAUGGGUAUAUUUGCCAAGCGCCGAAUCCAAGCUGGGGAGGAGAUUUCGUUUGACUACAACGUUGAUAGAUAUGGUGCUCAGUCGCAGCCGUGUUACUGUGGCGAGCCCAACUGUUUGAAGUUCAUGGGUGGCAAAACGCAGACGGAUGCCGCGUUGUUGUUGCCCGAGGGCAUUAGUGAGGCCUUGGGUGUCAACUCGAGAAUUGAAAAAGCGUGGUUGAAGGAAAACAAGCACUUGAGAUCGAAGCAGCAAGCAGACGACGCAACCAUCAACGAGAUGUUUGUGCAGAGCUUGACUGUGUUGCCCAUGGCCGAGUCGGACGUGUCUAAAGUUAUGGGUGCACUAAUGAAGGCCCAGCAGGUGCUGUUGAUUAAGAAAUUGAUAGAGAGGAUACACAUCACCGACGACAAGGAGAUUAACCGCUUGUUUGUCAAGUUCCAUGGGUACAAGACCCUCUCCAACGUGCUUCAAGAUUCCAGCGACGACGAGUUGAUUUUGAUGGUUUUGGAAAUUCUUGCGCGGUGGCCGGCGAUGACAAAGAACAAGAUUUCUUCGUCGCAGAUUGAAGAUGUUGUUAAGGAAAUCCAGGAGAAUAGCAUGAAUGAACAAAUCAAAAGCCUGGGUGAGAUUUUACUUAAGCAAUGGUCGCAGCUCCAAAUGGCGUACCGAAUACCCAAGGUGUCCAAACCGGCGAAUCUCCUAGACUUUGACCGAAAAUCUAAGUCGCCCGAGCGUGAAGAUGACUUGGAGAUACUACGCGCAGCAGGUUAUGAAAGUUUACCAUCGGGCUGGCUGGUCACCUAUGACACAAACUCGCAGAGAUAUUAUUUCUACAACAAAGUGACAAUGGAGACUCGAUGGAACCCACCCGAUGGGGUAAAACCACUAUUAGAUGUCCAGACACCAAUCAUCCCCACUGGACCAAAAGCUCAGGCGUCAUUCAACGACUACCGCUCGCAUGAGAACAACAACCACAACAACAAUAACCACCACCACAACCGUGGCGAUCAACAAGGUGAGCCGCGGAAAUCCAACUUUGGGUUUGUUCAAGCAGAGAUCUCGAGACGUGUUGAAGAGAGGGAGCAGCAAGCGCGAGAAUCGAAAGCUCGUGAACUAGCCGAGAAGGAUCGCCUCUUGCGGGAAAUGAUUGUGCAGGCGCAGCAAGAAGCAGCCGCCACGGCGCAACCAGCAGAGAAGAAGAGCAAAUUGGCGAAUGGAGAACAUCGAGAUCAUCAUCUCCACAAGUCAAAACAUAAACACCACCACCAACACAAAAGGAAGCACCAUGGCAGUGAGCACAAGGCAGCGAAGGAAGACACCAUUGAGUUGCAGUGGAAGCGUCUCCUUGCCAAACACGUGACGCAUUUCGUCAAGAAACACCAAGAUGAGAUUGGCAGGGAGAGUGUUAAAGGGUGCACCAAGGAAAUUGUGACGAAAUUAGCUGGUCGUGAAGCUAGCAAACCCGAUGCUGCUCCGCCACCGGCGGACUUGGAUAAGCACAAGUAUAACAAGGUCAAGGAGUAUACGGCGACGUUUAUGAACAAAUUUUUAACUAAAUAUAGAACGAGAAAGGACAAGAAGAAGAAGACAACAACAACAACAACAUUGGAUGACGGUGGAACGAGUUCGCCCAAUGGGAAAGCCGAGGAGUCUGCUGAGUUGGAUGUGGAUGAGAAUAUGGACGCCAGUCCCACUUGGGAUGGAGCCGAAGAGACAUUGUAA
Molecule: messenger RNA, 2346 nt
Organism: Lodderomyces beijingensis
Lineage: Eukaryota; Fungi; Ascomycota; Pichiomycetes; Serinales; Debaryomycetaceae
Source: the annotation of a GenBank genome assembly